AUGGUACGUUCGGAGCAAGAUGCAGAUGCUUCAUUAGGUGAUCAAAUGGGCGGAGCAGGUGCAGCAGAAGGAGUGGAUGCUGAUGCAAUUGUCAUAUCAUCGAAAUUCACAUGGACACGUACACGAUUGAUGUUGCAGGACUGUUGGAUUUUUUACAUGUAUUGGCCUCGACAGUACUUUUCCCUCUAUUUUGCACCAACAUUGGAUUUGUAUAUCUUAUCCAGUCUUUUUUUUUGUGAAAUCAUAAUCCGGAUGCCAUCGGCCAAGCUAGUGAACGGCAUGGAGGAGACAGUUCAACGGGCAGUGCUGGAGUGA
Gongylonema pulchrum is the source of this 315-nucleotide messenger RNA. The record is from the annotation of a GenBank genome assembly. Lineage: Eukaryota; Metazoa; Nematoda; Chromadorea; Rhabditida; Gongylonematidae.